Molecule: messenger RNA, 1957 nt
Organism: Pygoscelis adeliae (Adelie penguin)
Lineage: Eukaryota; Metazoa; Chordata; Aves; Sphenisciformes; Spheniscidae
Gene: CACFD1
Product: calcium channel flower domain containing 1
Exons: 5
Coding region: 16-471 (151 amino acids)
Biological process (GO): vesicle-mediated transport
Cellular component (GO): membrane
Source: RefSeq, a predicted model, not a curated record
CCCGCCGAUGAUGGCAUGACCUGGUGGUACAGGUGGCUCUGCAGGAUUGCCGGGGUCAUCGGGGGCAUGUCCUGUGCCUUCGCUGGUCUCUGGAACUGUGUCACCAUCAACCCCCUGAACAUCGCGGCCGGCGUGUGGAUGAUGCUCAACGCCUUUGUCCUGUUCCUGUGCGAAGCCCCCUUCUGCUGCCAGUUUAUCGAGUUUGCGAAUGCCGUCUCCGCGAGGGCGGACAAGCUGCGGCCCUGGCAGAAAGCUGCUUUCUACUGCGGGAUGGCUGUGUUCCCCGUCAUGCUCAGCCUGACGCUGACCACGCUCUUUGGAAAUGCCAUUGCGUUUGCCACCGGGGUGCUUUACGGCCUGUCGGCGCUUGGCAAAAAGGGAGAUGCCAUUUCCUAUGCUCGGAUCCACCAGCAGCAGAAGCAAAUGGAUGAAGAGAAGCUCACGGGCGCCCUGGAGGGGCAGGCUCUCUGAAGCACACGAGCUCGGGGUAACCUCUCCCGGACACUGAGAUGGUGAAGAUACGGAAAUCCACUCUGCCCUUCCCUCUGCCCACUCCCCUCUCUGUUACGCUACGAUUUCCCUGGACACUGGAGCAACUGGAAAUCUCAGGGGCUGGGGCGGGCUGUGCCCUCUUCUCGCACCAGCAGCCAGACCUCAGCGCGUUGGCCCCCUCUAUCCUCCUCAACCCUCAACCAAAUAUCUCACGGUCCCCCUAUUUUUUAAUUUUUCAAUUUUUUUUUUUUUUUUUUUGCUGCAGAGGUGCUGGCUCUUUGAGUGCUGCUUUACAAGCCUGAAUAGGUAGCCUUUCUUUGGAGUGACGCCUGCUAACGAGCCCAGGAUGCAGUGCUCGUUUGGGAACUGCUCUCCGGAUGGGGUGAGGAAGGACAGAGCUGACGCGCCAGCUCCUUGCAAGCGUUGGUCUCAUGGGAGUCAGGGAGCUGCUGGCCUCGUGCCUGGAGAUUAACCUGCCAUUGCACAUUACACGUUUUUAGUAACGCUCUCUGGUGUGGCCCUUCCCAGGUAUAAUACACUAAUCCAGGGUUUAGCAAUACAUGGUGAUGCUUAAGCUUGGUUUUCUUCCAUUGAGUAUAUUUUAAUAUGGGUCCAGUUAGGCCAGGCAUCGGAGGCAUCGCUGCAUGGGAAAGGACUUCCAGCAAAAAACCCAUAUAAAGACAAUAACCAUCUCUGCAGAGGAUCUGCCAGAGGUGCUGGGGCAGAUCCUGGUACCUACAAAGCACAGUCCCCCUUUCCUCUGGAUACAGCUGCAGGCAGUUACUGCAAUUUACUUGAAUUAUAAGAAUUAAUUACUUUGUCUUAAUAAGGGUACUUUUCUUAAGCUUCACUCUUUUACUGGGGAAGAAGGGAAAUAAGGUUUGCUUUACCUCAGCUGAAAAAGGGUACUAUUGCUUGAGCAAAGUGGGAUUUUUUGUGGGUAUAAGGUUUACCGAUGUGCAAGAGCAUCCUUCUCUCGUGAGCCCGGGACUCUGCUCUGUUAUCUCUCACUCCCUGCAUCCACUCCUGCCCCCAUGGCCCAUCCCUUUGCGCAAGGGACCUGCUCUUUGCUUCUGUCUGGUACAGCCUUUCUUCUUGGGCUCAUGUUCGUUUUGCAUCGGUCCUGGGCUGGUUUUGUAUGGGGAGGUGGCAUAUCCUUCCUUUGCAAACAGAGAGAGGUCUGCACCGUUUCAGUGUGGAUAGCUGGGAUGUCUUGCUGCUUUAUUCCAGUCUCCACCAGUGGUUCUCGCAUUGUAUUUUCUGUUUGCUUUGUAUCAUGCAGAACAAAACUGCUCACUGAGUCCAGAUCCCCCUCUUCUUAUUAUGGUUUCUUCUGGGGGGGGUUAAUUUAUUUGAUUUUACAUGAUUGCUUUUUAUUUUGAUUAGGAAAAAGGGGAAUAAUUUAUUUCUAGUUAUUUAAGUAUUUUGAUGGGACUCAUUUUCUCUGGACAUAGGAGAAAGGAGU